CAAACACAUACAGUGUGUAUUUAUGAUGAACGGGGCUGUACUCCAUCUCCUGUCCGUUUCGUCCCUCCCUUCCUUAUUCCUUCACGGUGCGUUCGCUCUGCUUUGUUUGCUCCCCGGCCCUUACGUUGUGGGGAACCAUUAACCAUUGGCUCCUUUGCAGCUUCAAGCAGAGCUCGGUUCCGAUCGAGACUAAGGAGGUGCACGGCAGCGCCAGCGGUGGCAACCAGGGCGCAGUGAUGCGCGCAGACGUGCUGAGGAGGACGCCGCUGGUGGUGGCGGUGCACUCCCUGGCCACGCCCGAGGAGUGCGCCCAGCUGCAGGGCGAGGCCGGGGACCUGAGCAGUCUCGGGCGGGCCCACGUCAGCGGCGGCACCACCUCUCGCGACCGGCGCACCUUAUCGAAGAACCUUUACCCCGGCGAGACCAACGACACCCUCACGAGACUCGCUGCCCGCUUCUUCGAGACGGCGCGGCAGCUGACUGGUUACGAGCUCGACGGCGAGGGCCAGGAGCCUGUGAAUUGGCUGUACUACAAGAGCGGGUACGAGUACCGCCCCCAUUGCGACGGCGCUUGCGGUACACGCAGCGUCAACUACGGCUCCCGGGUGGCGUCCUCGUUGCUGUACUGCGCGGUGGCCGAUGAUGGCGGCGGAACUGUAUUUCCACCAGACGGGCUGAAGAUCGAGCCGACGGUGGGCAUGUUGCUUCUGUUCACGUACAACCCCGAUCCGGACGGCCUCUCGCGGCACGCCGCCUGCCCCGUGCUCCGCGGGGAGAAGAUGACGGCCACCCAGUGGUACCGGGAGGGGGUCACCGCGAAGCACGACUGGGAGUUCGCUGCGAAGGGUGGCAGGUUGCCACGGCGGAAAAAGCAGCGGAGUUCGCCGCGAAGAAAACGGGAGCGUCAGGAGGUCUGAGCAGCGGCCGCGAGGUCGCCUGAACUCCGCCACCACGCGGCCAGAGCGGAGAGCUCAGACCAGGAGCAGCCCCACAAACGCCGCGAGGGAGCAAGACUGCAUCGAGCCCAGUCGGCCUCGUUUUCGGCCUCGUCGUCCUCGUCCUCGUCCUCCUGUUUGUUUCUGUCUCUUUCCCUUUCCCGCUCCC
Molecule: messenger RNA, 1104 nt
Organism: Prorocentrum cordatum
Lineage: Eukaryota; Dinophyceae; Prorocentrales; Prorocentraceae
Source: the annotation of a GenBank genome assembly